Molecule: messenger RNA, 2724 nt
Organism: Chironomus riparius
Lineage: Eukaryota; Metazoa; Arthropoda; Insecta; Diptera; Chironomidae
Source: the annotation of a GenBank genome assembly
AUUUUAAGUAAGAGAUACCCAAAAAAGGCGUAAUAAUAAUAUAUAUCAGUAGCUAAAAGCUCAUGUGAUGUGCACUUGAAAACGACGUGACUUGAGAAAUUUUCCGAAAGUUUAAUUAAAUUAAAUAUAAAAAAAAAUAAAAAAGAAAGAAAGAAUCAAAAAAGUGAGCAUAAUUAUGGCCUUUCAUGAUUUGAUUCGUUCGCUGAUCAUUAUACAAUUUCCAAUAAUUUGUCUAAGCCAUGGCUUGCAAGAUGUGAUAUUAUCUCCAAAUGAAUUUAAUGGAAAAUAUGUGAAAUUCAAUCGAUUGAUUGAUUUGUCGACAAAGGUACCAUGGGAGGAACCGCUGAAAGAAAGUGCUCGAAUAGCCUUAAGCAGUCCUAGUGUCAAUAAGGACAUGCUGUUACAAGCACCAUAUGUAGGAUCAGCAAAUUUCGAUCCAUCAGCUUUCGGUGACAUUGUCAUACUAGCUAAAGGAAAAUUGAAAAAGUUUACGAACGAGACAUAUUUAUUUGAGGAAAUCCACGACGUGUGUGAAUAUCAGUGUCAAAAUAAUGCGGAUAAAUAUUUGGAGAAUGUAACAGCUUUAUGGAUGGUUGAAAGAAUAAGACAUCGCGAUGCGGAACGUCAAUAUCGUUAUGACUUGAAAUUCACAAUUGUACCUAUCUUUAGUGGCAGAAAUGCUCUAUUAAAGAGCAACAAUUUGGAGGAAAGAUUACGAAAUAUUUUGAAAAAGACAUUCAUUCUUAGAGACACAGACUAUCCAAAGUACUUUCAACAAAUUGUACCGAAAAUUGCAAGACGUGCUGAUAUUAAUAGAAGUAUGCCAAGUUAUGUGACACCGAAUCACUUGAUGCAUCAUGCGUACAGCUAUUCUCAUCCACCAAAAAUGCAUCAUUUAAAUAUGGGAGAAUUUAUGAAAAAGCAAGCAUAUGUAGUUCCAAAACAACCGUCACAAAAUAAUUAUUAUGUCCAAAAUAUCAAUCGAUAUCCAAUAAGAUUUCCUGAUUCCCGUGAAAACUUUUCAUCAUUAAAAAGUCCACCUUAUCGUGCAAAAUUGCCAAUUAAAGAAGAAGAGGAAAGGCAGGAAGCUCACAUUGUCAAUAAUGUAGUCGAUCAUCGUGGUGCUGUAGAUUUGAGUAAUAAGCAGACAGCACAAUCGUUUGCCAACUUCAAUUCUCAACAAUCUCAUUCAAAUGUCAAUAAUUCACCACUUAAGUCACUUCCUGCUCGAUCUACUGGCUUAUUUAUGUCACAACCAGCUAUUUUACUUCCACAAAUGCCAAUUUCCUUAUUUCAUGUAGCUCCUUAUACCAUUCCAUUGCAUCUUCAAAUGUCCACACCAGCUAAUCAAGUGCUUUAUGCACAGCAACAUGAUGUGACUACUUUUAGAUAUCCAAACUUCCUUAAUUCCCAUCAUCAAGUCCUCCCUCAGUUCCAAUAUCUUAACAAUAAGACUAAAACAUUUAAAGAAAGCGAGAGAAUCAUUCCUCAACAAAGUUAUUCACUUCCAGAUCCAGUUUAUCAUUCUACGUCCACAACAACUGAUAAGCCAAUUUAUCCAACACAAUAUACUCCAAAAUUGAGUAAUUAUGUUACUGCUAGCAGUAUUCAAAUCAAUUCUUAUGAUAAUAAUGAGUUCCAGCCAAUUGUGUCUCCAUUUUCAUCCCCAAAGAACAAAUUUGACAAUAAGAAGAUUGUCUUUAGUUCCGAUGAGAAGAUUCAGUCAAAAACUACAAAAUAUCAGACUAGACAUGCCACAAAUAAUAAAGAACGGAUUAAAUCUACAUCGACAACAACUCAAGCUACAAUUACAACAAGUACCACAGAUUUUCCACGAAGUUACGAACAAUUAGAUUAUGCGAACUAUGAUAUAGUCGCUACUCGUCCGAGCGUGACUAAGAAAACUACAGAAAAGCCAAUUCUUAAAUGGCUGCCGAAGAGGCAUCGAAACAAAACAUUAUUGAAUGUCAUAACAACUCCAGCACCUAUAAAAAGCUCAUUCUCAGCAUCAAUAGAAACAACAAGUCAAUCAUCAGUUCAUCCAACCAUUAAAGCAUCCACAUCUACGCAUUCGCAAAUAUUUCGCGGUAGAAAUCGCUUCUACAGCAACAAUAAUCAUCAAAAAAGAAAUUCCAGUACGUCAACCGUAACGGAAAAAUCGACAACACUUUCUUCCAACUUGAAUCAAAAUUUGAGCAAGCAAUUUAAGAGAAAAUUGUCUCUGACAACAACGCUGUUGCCGAUAACUACACAAUCGCCUAUUAAUGCUCAAACCACGACAGUUUUUCCGACACAUUCAGUUACAUCAUUUUAUGACACAAAAGAGCCAAUUACAUCGCAAAGUUACAGUACAUCGGUGAGCUUACAAGUUGAUGGUGCUGACAAGGUAGACACAACGGCUUCAUAUGAACUACUUCCGGCAAGUGUUGAGACAAUUAAUAGUAAUUCUACUAAUAUUAAAAUUUAUCGAGCUUCUGAGGAUGUAGAUGUGAAUGAUGAGCGGUUGAAUAUCGAUGAAAUUGCGUCGACUAUACUUAAACAUGCUAAAUCUACUGAUAAUGUCAAGAAAUCGAUAAAUAAGAAUUAAUAAUAAAAUAUGUUUUUAAUUUAAUUAAAACUUCUUUUGUUCUCUUUGGUCUCCGUAAGGGUUGUUGACAAACUAGUCACUGAAAUUAAUGAUCGAAAAAUAUUUAAAAUUUAACUGUCAUAAAAUAUUUAAAAAAA